Messenger RNA from Leptidea sinapis, 886 nucleotides. RefSeq lists its product as uncharacterized. The coding region runs from base 47 to 331 and encodes 94 amino acids. The record is from RefSeq and is a predicted model, not a curated record. Lineage: Eukaryota; Metazoa; Arthropoda; Insecta; Lepidoptera; Pieridae. The transcript has 2 exons.
UAAUGGUUAUCGUUUGUUGACAGAAAUAGCUGUGGGAUCGAUCAAUAUGAAGACAGCGGUAGUUUGCCUGUUGCUGGUUGUCGCAGUGUCUGCGGCUCCUCAGAGAGAAGGUGCUGCCUACACCAAGGAAGCGAUCAAACAGGCGCAGAGCACAUACCUUAUUCCAAAAGAUGCUGUUAUACAAAAGGUCGAAGAAGGUAUUGAGCUAGCUGCUUAUGAGUCGAUUCCCGGAAACCAAAGGAUUAACCUUUUCGAGAUCCUUGGAGACCAGCUACCCUCAGAAGUCAUCAACAAUUUGGAGACACAAGUCAACCAUAUUGGCAAACAAUGAUCAACAUAAUAUAAGGCUAUAAAUUUAAUGUUAGUGGAUGCUUGAUGUGAGGUACAAACAUAUUCUUCAAAAGAUUGUAUUGUGUAAGAUCUCCUUUUAACGCAUAUUUUUAUAAGAUCGCAUUUAUACUCUUUGUAACGGCUGAUUUUCGGUAUUUUUUCAAAUUUUUCACUUAACAUUUAGUCAAGCAUUGACAAUUGCGAAAUUCUGAAAAGUUUUGUAAUUGUUUUUAGUAAUACAUCUUUUAAGGCUGACUGUCAAAAUACUUAUCACCUCUAUUGUAUGAAACAUAGUGUUUAUACGAAUUUUGUCACAAAAUAUUAAUUAAUAUAAAAUUCAUAUUUCUUUCAAGUUCUGAGUAAAAAUUGGUGAAAGUCAUUGUUAAGACAUUAAUAAAAUUGUACACAUCACAAAUGAAUAAGUUAGUUUCAAAAGGAAUAUUUUAUUCCUCCUCUUUUAAUGGUCAUAAAGUCUCGCAAAUGCAGUGAAUGUGAUAUGGAUACAUCUUUUAUACUUUUGUAAAUACAUUUAGUACAAUAAAUUAUAUGUUUACAA